UGGGGCGAGCCGGCCAUCUUGAGCGGCACGACCUUGGACCUCAACAAACCCGGCGUGCUCCUAGGGAAAUCUCUGCUGUACUUCGUGUCUGAAUGUAAUUCCGCCAUCGAGUACGACUUGGUCAGGCACAGCCUGGAUUUGUUCGACUCGCCGUUGGACCUUGAGGUCGUGUUUGACCAUGACAGCCUUGACUAUGACAGACUUGUCUUUAUGCUGUCGGAGAAUGGUCGACUGGGAGCUGCCGUUGCCAGGGAUUCGCGUCUCAUCCUGUGGUCAAGGGAACCGGAAGACGGCGGUGAUGCGCGAUGGGUACAGAGCAGCGUCAUCGACCUGGCCAAAUUGCUUCCGAUUGGUGACCCGGUAACUGAGUCUUCAGAAACAUCACCAAAGGUGAUGGGCUUUGCCAAUGAAGCAAACACAGUUUUCGUGGGCACGGUUGCUGGCCUGUUCACAAUCGAGCUCCAGUCACAGGGGGUGAGGAAGGUGCACGAGGACCGUGAGUUCAGCUCAUUGAUUCCACUUGUUGGCUUCUAUUCUCCAUGUUGUACAAUCGGGACACCCGGAAGCAAGGACCAUGGCUUGCCGCUGUGGAACGCUAGUGAGGGAAUAGGGAAGGAGGAUAAAACCCUAUGGCAAGCGCGGGAGCUGGUCGACAAGGGGUCCAAGGCUAUCAAAGAGGUGAAAUUCGUCGAUGCCGUCGACUGCCUCAGUCAUGCCCUUAAGAUCAGGACUGCACAUUACGGACAACUUGCUCUUGAGUGUGCUAGCUCGUAUUACAAAUGUGGAUGGGCUUUGCUACACAAAGCAAGGCAACAGAGAGCUGAGGAUGCAUCCUUUCCAUUAUCUAAUGUUCCCGUAAGCACACGAAUUGAAGAAGCAAUGAAGAAUACAACCAGCAAAGACGAUACCGGAACUCAAAGACCUCUUGUAGGAACGAUGAAGAUAGCUCCAACUUCAGGGAAAGGGCUAAACUCAAAUGUCAAAGAUAAGAGUAUGAGAUUGGUGAUGGCAAGGAUGAUAACGAUGUGGGUGAUUCUGAUUUGGAUCUGGCCUGGAAACAGUUGAAUUUUGCAAGAGUAAUAGUUGAGAAGAGCCCAAAUGACAACGCUAUGGAGAAAUUUAAAAUUCUUUUUGCUCUGGCUGAGGUCUCCAUGGAAAGAGGUGACUUUGACAACUUGCUCGGUUACUACUUCAAAGCUCUAGCCAUCUUGGAGCAUGUGGUUGAGCCUGACCACCCUGGAAUUGCCAAACUGUAUCCUCAUGGUAAUGACUAUCAAUUGUCUGUCAUGCAGUAGUAUAAACAGUUAAAUAGUAUAGA
Messenger RNA from Brachypodium distachyon (stiff brome), 1318 nucleotides. RefSeq lists its product as uncharacterized. The transcript is spliced from 4 exons. The record is from RefSeq and is a predicted model, not a curated record. NCBI's taxonomy places the organism in Eukaryota, Viridiplantae, Streptophyta, Magnoliopsida, Poales, Poaceae. Bases 211 to 1065 code for a protein of 284 amino acids.